GAUUUUCCCUGGGACUUUGCUAGGCGUCUAACAUCUGAGCUGGAGCACGCACAUAAUACAGUCUAGUGUCCUGUCUGUAAAGCAAUUGCAGCGCGCUGAAGACUGCAAAAACUUGGGUAUCUCUACUUUCCAUCGUCAUUGGCCUUUGUGGGAACUGAAGUCGAGGUGGAUGCAACUUAAACACGAACAUUAUAAAAAUAAGUUUGGCUGCUUAUUUAGAAAAGUUUGAAACCAAUGUUUUGUUGCCUGCUUUGAGUUUCUAUCGGAGAGUCUGGAACUCGAAAUACAUGCUGAAGACAAACUCAUACUCUUUCGCUUUAAAAAACAACUUUCCCUUAAUUAUUUAUUUAGUCUUAAUUGUUUAAGGUGGCCCAAUCACGGCUGUGAAUGAAGAAUCCAGUUAGUCAACCAACUUGCUAACUUUUAGAACUUUCGUUGCCAGCGAAGUUGAAAGAAAUCAGGGUCUUCAUGAGGAAAUUCAACGUGCUAGUUGAAACUCUGUCCUAGUAAUAGCCUACAGCUGAGCGCCUUUCUCGUGUUUUUGCGUUGCGGUUAUAUUUUCAACUUUUAUUUAACCGACUCAAUGAAGACGAUGUUAGUGUUCUCUACGGUUUACACAUUUGCCGUGCUGUUUGUUACGACGAAGGCUGAGCCCAAGUCGACAAGCUGCAAUGAAGUUAGGGCUGCGUACCGUUCCAAAGGCUUCAACUCCAAUGAUGUUCCCAACAAAGGAAUACACGGAAUCCAUCUGAAGGUGUGUCCCCAGGAAUACUCAUGCUGUACGCUGGAGAUGGAGGAGAAGCUGAGUCAGCAGAGCCACUCGGACCUGAAGGCCCCCGUCUCCCAGCUCAGCACCAACCUACAGAGCACCUUCAAACAGAGGCACAGCCACUUUGACCAGUUCUUCCGCGAGUUACUGGACAACGCGGAGCGCUCGCUCAACGACAUGUUCGUGCGCACAUACGGCAAGAUGUAUGUGCAGAACGCCGAGCUAUUCAAGCACUUCUUCCAGGAGCUGAAGCGCUACUAUGUGUCGGGCAGCGGGGCAGUCAACCUGGACUCCAUGCUGUCUGACUUCUGGGAAGACCUCCUGGAGAGGAUGUUCCGAUUGGUCAACGUCCAGUACGAGUUCAGCGACGCCUACAUGGAGUGCGUCAGCCGCCACACCGAGCAGCUAAAACCGUUUGGUGACGUGCCACGCAAGCUCCGCCUCCAGCUGACACGGGCCUUCGUGGCGGCACGCACCUUUACCCGCGGCCUGGCGCUCAUGCCCGAUGUGGUCAACAAGGUUUCCAUGGUCAAUGCGUCCCCUAGCUGUGUGCGGGCAGCCAUGAAGAUGAUGUACUGUCCCUACUGUUCUGGCCAGAUUGCCCUCAAGCCUUGUCAGAACUUCUGUCUUAAUGUGAUGCGUGGCUGUCUGGCCAACCAGGCUGAUCUCGACACAGAGUGGAACAACUUCCUGGAUGCCAUGUUGAGUCUGGCUGAGAGGUUGGAGGGGCCCUUCAACUUCGAGUCUGUCAUGGAUCCCAUUGACGUCAAGAUCUCUGAGGCCAUCAUGAACAUGCAAGAAAACAGCAUGCAGGUGUCACAGAAGGUGUUUCAGGGGUGUGGUCAGCCUCAGCCAGGUAAAGGCUUCCGGUCCCGUCGCUCAGUCAAGGAGACAGGAUUCACCGGUCGCUUCCGUCCCUACAGCCCCGAUGCACGGCCCACCACAGCUGCUGGCACCAGUCUGGACAGACUGACGACAGAUGUGAAGAAGAAGCUGAAGCAUGCUAAGAAGUUCUGGUCCACGCUGCCAGAGACGGUGUGUGUUGGAGAGAGGAUCACGUCAGGGGAUGACUGUUGGAAUGGAACAGCAAAGAGCAGGUAUGAGUCUGUUGUUAUGGGCAACGGAUUGGCCAAUCAGGUGUCCAACCCAGAUGUGGAAGUGGACAUCACAAAGCCAGACCUGGUGAUUCGCAGUCAGAUCGCAGUGUUAAAGGAAAUGACUAGCUGGCUGAAGGCUGCCCACAGCGGCAACGACAUCUCCAGCGACCAAGAUGAGGACGGUAGCGGAGGAGAGGAGAGUGGCAGCGGCUGUGACUCUCCGUCCUGUGAGGUGGACCGGGACAUCUACUUCUCCACCACGGCCACCCCCAUCAACCCCCGUGUAGUCAAGGUGGUGCACCAGGACACGAGUGGCGGAGUCCGUGUGGCACACGGGAGCAUGGCACUGGCACUCAGUGCGCUUGUCCUGGCCCUGCUCGCCCCCCACUGGAGAUAAAACUGCCAAGGGAAGGAAAGGGAGAGAGCGCCAGAGAGAAGGGGGGGAAAACUGUCAGAUACUUUAAAAAAGACUGCCUUCAGGACCUUUGUCUGCCCGCCAUCUUUGGGGGGGCUCUGGAGUUAUUAAUAUUAUAAUAACUUCACUUUUAAUUUUUAUAAAAAUGGACAUCAAAUGUACAGCGAUACGAUUUUCUUCCAAAAUGUUCACUUUAAAAAAAAAAAAAAUAUUAGCAUUUUGUCCUGAUUAACUGAUUAGCCCCUUGAAGCUAGGAUCUCCACCGCCACAUCACCGCCAGUGUUUUCAGUUCUACCAUUUUAGCCUAUUAUUCACAUUUUAGUUGUUGUUCAAGUGAGUGUUAGUGUCUUAAGGAUAUCUCAAUUGGAACCCGGGAUUGUGUGUGUGUGCGUGCGUUUUGUAGUGUGUCUGAGUGCUUUUCAUUUUAACAAUAUGCUCUCUAUUCAGAAAUACAUUUCCCUUAUCAAGAGCGCAACUAAGGAACAAUGUUUGCCAAUGUUUCUGGUUUGUAUGAGUGUGCUUCCUUUUCUUAAAAAAAAAAAUAGUGGCCUUUUUGUCAGGCUGGUCAGGGAUGAAUGUGUACGAAAACAUUGAAGUGGAAAUCUUGGUCACAUGUUGAAGCUUCACUGGCUCACACAGCUGAAAGUAUAAGAGACUGGUCGCUCUGUGGUUAAACACAGAGGAGUUACAGGGCUGAUUGUUUGGUAGGAGAUGGAACUAGCUGGUGAGGGGUUCUCUUGGUUUCUGUGUACCCAGGAUUGUAUUCAUCACAUCCUAAACUACACUAUAAACCAGUCCACUGAGAUCAUACUGCAUGUGUUCUCUGAAACAUCAUCAUUAUAAACUAGCUGUUGGAUGUAUGGGGGUAGUCUUGAUAUAGGUUACAAGGGAAUGCUGGAGAUUUGACAGGAGGGGCUCUCUCUCCCUGGCAUUCCCCCUAUAAAGGCAGAGCUGACGGGUGUCCUGGGGCAGUGACUCUGCACAGUCAGUCUGACAUGAAGAAAUGAGAUCUUGGCAGGGAGUGGCUUGUAUGUUCAACAUGUUUUAGAUAUAGCAGAAAAGAGAAACAGAGAUACAAGUGACUGUGAAUUGGAGAUGAGGGAACUGUGGAGACUGAGUAUGAUCAAAUUGGAACACAGGGUUUUACGUGGAGGUAGUGUUCACAUGUUUUGUAAUAAAGAUAUGUAUUAGGUACUACAAUGAAUUGUAUUGUUAGUUGUAGGAGCUGGUGGUCUGUGUGCACAGAUUGUUUUGGGGUGCUUGUUUGUACCCCAUACAGACAUUUACCUCUACUUUCAUUAAUCUGUCUGACGUGUCCCCCCUUUGCAUCCAAUAAUUUCAACUGUUUGCAACUGAAGUUGAUAUAUUCUCUCUUGCAUGGAAAAUGAAACCUUGGUACGUUAGUAACUACUUAAUGGUCAUGAAAAUGUUGUUUUCUGGGAAUUCUCAAAUCAAUCAAUUGUAUCUGUUGUCAGCAGAAGUACUUUUCUGUCUCUCCAAACACAAUGGUGUACCUGAGUUUGUUUUGAAUUGGACAACUGACAAGCACAAUCUGUUUGAAUUCACAUCACCUAAAAGUUUCACCUCACAUUAUCCAGUAGUUGCUUUUGUACAGUAAAUUAUUUAAUUGCAUGUUUAUUUUAAAGCAUUUACAAACAUGCAUUCAAAAAAAUACAGUACUCAGAAUGUAUUGAUAUAUUGUGUAGAUGAAAAGAUAUUCAUAAUUUUACAAAUUAACCAAAGGUAUUGGUUUCAUAUUUCCUAUUUUACAUUUGAAUUCUGUUAAGAAAAACAGACUUUCAUGUUGCAGUCUGUCAAGUCUUCUAAGGUGAUUGGCUGCUGUAUGGUGGUGAUGCCUGGACACGGCUGUUCGCUCAAUACCUUUUGUGCCUCUUGUGCCCCCAUGGUGCUGGACACAUUUCUGCACUAAACCUCUAAUGCCCACAAGGAUUACGCCUGGCCGGCCGCCAGGACUUGGAAGGAAUGCCCGAGGACAUUUGGGGAUUGAGGACAGGACAUUGUGAUGACAUGCAGCCAAAACAUCUAUGCAGCCUUUGCAGAGGAAAUAUCUAUACUGCCCUUCCACACUCAACUUGCAGUCUUUUAAUAAUGUUUCUGUCAUCAAAUUUUUUUUUUUCAAUCUCAAAUGGUAAAUGUGGGACAGUAAUGGCAAAUGUCUGCUUGAGGGCCAUGGCCGCAGAACUUCCUGUAGGCACGGCAGCAGGUGUGUUUGUCUAGCUUAUAGUACCAUAGGGGUUCUCCUUGUUUAUGAUCCAUGGAACAACCUCAGGUGUGUCUGAAAUGGCACCCUAUUCUUAAAGGUGCACUGUGAGCCCUGGUCAAAAGUGCACUAUGUAGGGAAUGGGGUGUCAUUUCAGACACAGCCUGAUAGUUGAGGAGAUGGAUACAGUGCCUUG
Messenger RNA from Oncorhynchus gorbuscha (pink salmon), 4698 nucleotides. It is a transcript of the gene gpc4, whose product is annotated as glypican 4. Gene Ontology annotation, molecular function: protein binding. The coding region runs from base 584 to 2263 and encodes 559 amino acids. Lineage: Eukaryota; Metazoa; Chordata; Actinopteri; Salmoniformes; Salmonidae. The transcript is spliced from 9 exons. The record is from RefSeq and is a predicted model, not a curated record. Gene Ontology annotation, biological process: regulation of protein localization to membrane; cell migration; regulation of signal transduction. Gene Ontology annotation, cellular component: synapse; plasma membrane; extracellular region.